AUGAACAAUAUAAUCGUGUUUGCGGGGAGUUCUCACCCAUCGCUUGUCAAUAAGAUAUGCGAGAACCUGAGCAUCAGGCCUGCGGAGGUGAAGCUCGGCAAAUUCUCGAACGGGGAGACGAGUAUCAAUAUCGGGGAGUCCGUGCGGGAGAAGGACGUUUACGUGAUUCAGAGUGGGUGCGGGCACGUGAACGACAAUUUCAUGGAGCUUUUGAUUCUGAUCAACGCGUGCAAGACGUCCUCUGCCAGUCGUGUGACGGCGGUGAUGCCGUACUUCUGCUACUCGCGGCAGCCGGAUAUUCCGUACACAGCGAAGGGGGCUCCGCUGAUCUCCAAGGCGCGGAAAGCAGGCGAGAAGGGAGCGGAGGCGGUGGAAUCGGUGCUGACGACUCAGAAGCCGGUGUCACAGAGCGCACGAAAGAGCAUCGAGCUCGCGAUCGAGAACAGUAUCUCGACGCUACAGCUGGGCGAGUCGGCGCCCGUGCGCGCGAAGCUGGAGCACUCAGGUUCGAACUCGCGCAUUCCGGUCAUCCAGAAACACGAGGAGGCGUCCUCGUCGGAGGCUGCUGGAACUGCCUUCAACUCCAAUAACUCUAGCUACAAGCUAUGGGUCGCCCAAAGCGGGACUCUGGUCGCCAAUCUGUUGACGACUGCGGGUGCGGAUCAUGUGAUCACGAUGGAUCUACACGACCCCCAGUUCCAAGGCUUUUUCUCGAUAGGCGUUGACAACCUCUACUGUAAACCGCUCAUCCAGGCCUACAUACAGCACCGUAUACCCGAAUACAAAGAUGCGGUUAUUGUAUCGCCAGACAGUGGUGGGGCCAAGCGUUCGAGCAAAGUGGCAGACGCCCUGGGGCUUCCAUUUGCGCUUAUCCACAAGGAGCGCCGGUCGCAAAUCCUCAAAGGCCCGCCCGAUGCUACUCUCGCUUCUGGGGGCGGGAUGCCUCUUUCGCCCAAGCCACUGAUUUCUAAUUUGAACUCCACUGAUGUGAAGUCUUCGUUGGGCUCCUCCAAGUAUGUGCAAACUACUAUGCUGGUUGGACAGGUGCGUGAUAAGGUGUGUAUCCUGCUCGAUGAUCUUGUUGACACUUCGUAUACUAUCACACGUGCUGCGACCCUAUUGAAGGAGCAGGGCGCCACCAAGGUUUAUGCAGUGGUCACCCACGGAGUGUUUAGCGGCGAUGCUUUGAACCGCGUAGCCCAAUCGGCGAUCGACAAAAUCAUUAUUACCAAUACUGUACCACAGGAGGAAACUGUAAGAAUUUUGGGGAAAGAUAGGGUUGACAUCAUCGACGUAUCCCGCGUCUUUGGUGAAGCAAUCAGGCGUAUCCAUAAUGGUGAAUCCAUCAGUAUGUUAUUCGAAUACGUUACUUAA
This is a messenger RNA of Eremothecium gossypii ATCC 10895, 1374 nucleotides long. RefSeq names its product ribose phosphate diphosphokinase subunit PRS5 (gene PRS5). Gene Ontology annotation, molecular function: ribose phosphate diphosphokinase activity; magnesium ion binding. The transcript has a single exon. NCBI's taxonomy places the organism in Eukaryota, Fungi, Ascomycota, Saccharomycetes, Saccharomycetales, Saccharomycetaceae. Gene Ontology annotation, biological process: 5-phosphoribose 1-diphosphate biosynthetic process; purine nucleotide biosynthetic process. The coding region runs from base 1 to 1374 and encodes 457 amino acids. The record is from RefSeq and is marked provisional. Gene Ontology annotation, cellular component: ribose phosphate diphosphokinase complex; cytoplasm.